Messenger RNA from Colletotrichum chrysophilum, 819 nucleotides. RefSeq lists its product as uncharacterized. The transcript has 2 exons. Lineage: Eukaryota; Fungi; Ascomycota; Sordariomycetes; Glomerellales; Glomerellaceae. The coding region runs from base 1 to 819 and encodes 272 amino acids. The record is from RefSeq and is a predicted model, not a curated record. Gene Ontology annotation, biological process: ribose phosphate metabolic process; nucleoside phosphate metabolic process. Gene Ontology annotation, molecular function: ADP-ribose pyrophosphatase activity; ADP-glucose pyrophosphatase activity.
AUGUCGACAAUCACCCUCAAAGAUCACGGCAUCCAGGUCAAGCUGCCGGAAGGCCUCUCCGAAUCCCAGCUUCUCUCCUUCCGACCCUUCAACAACUGGCUCUCCCGCCUCACAACCUCCCUCACCCUCCAAUCCAAAACCGCCACCCACCCCUUCCACGCCAACCCCUACGCCCUGCGCAGCAUCACCGUCCAAACCUACGACAUCUUCGGCUCCUCGCCUAUCGGCUUCCUCAAGCUCACCGCCGACGUCUCCAACGCCGCCGGCGAGACCCUCCCCGCAAGCGUCUUCCUGCGCGGGCCCAGCGUCGCGAUGCUACUCAUGCUCGUCCCCGACGACGCCCCGGACGAGCGCUACGCCGUGCUGACCAUGCAGCCGCGCGUGCCGGCAGGCAGCCUGUCGUUCGUGGAGCUGCCGGCGGGCAUGGUCGACGACAGCGGCAGCUUCGCGGGCGCGGCGGCGAAGGAGCUGAAGGAGGAGUGCGGGAUUGAGAUCCACGAGGACGAGCUGACGUGUCUGAGCGAGCUGGCGGGCGCGGGGAGGGCAACGGAGGGGGAGGAGGAGGGGCUUGCGGAGGCGAUGUUUCCGUCGGCGGGCGGGUGUGAUGAGUUUAUUACGAUUUAUAGUCAUGAGAGGCGGGUGCCGAGGGGGCAGCUGAAGGAGUGGAGCGGGAAGUUGACGGGGUUGAGGGAGGAGGGGGAGAAGAUUACGUUGAAGAUUGUGCCGAUGGGGGAGCUUUGGAGGGAGGGGGCGAGGGAUGCGAAGUGUCUUGCUGCGGUGGCGUUGUGGGAGGGACUGAGGAGGGAAGGCAAGGUGUGA